AUGCUGAAGCCAAAGAACAUCCGCUUCCGAGCGCUUGAGAAGGUCAAAGUGCGACCGCGCAGUUUGGUGCAGAUUUGUCUUCAGCGUGUGGCAGAGAAUUUCCUGCGAUAUGACAAUCUGCACACAAAGCUGGGGAGGAAGCAGCUGGAG
Molecule: messenger RNA, 150 nt
Organism: Symbiodinium pilosum
Lineage: Eukaryota; Dinophyceae; Suessiales; Symbiodiniaceae
Source: the annotation of a GenBank genome assembly